AUGGCUUCUCUCGAUCGCUGUCUUCUCCUCCUCGUCCUCCUCUUCUCCGGCCUCAUCGUCUCCACCUCCUCGGCCUACAGCGGGCGCAUGGUCGGGGCCCGGACGGAGGUGCAGGACGUGGAGACCAACAAGGAGGUGCAGGACCUCGGCCUCUUCUCCGUCGACGAGUACAACCGCCGCCUCGCCCUCCGCGGCGCCCGCCUCCUCACCUUCUCCCGCGUGGCGGCCGCGCAGCGGCAGGUGGUGUCCGGGAUCAAGUACUACCUCCAGGUGGUGGCCGCCGUGAAAGGUACCGGCGAGGAGGGACAGCAGCACCGAACCUUCGACGCCGUGGUCAUCGUCAAGCCCUGGCUCAGCUCCCGGUCGCUCGUCUCCUUCGCCCCCCGCCGCCCGGCCCUCAACAGCCUAGAUAACGUCGGCGACGCCCACCUUAAUGUCCGAUAG
Messenger RNA from Musa acuminata AAA Group (dessert banana), 444 nucleotides. Its product is annotated as cysteine proteinase inhibitor 4-like. NCBI's taxonomy places the organism in Eukaryota, Viridiplantae, Streptophyta, Magnoliopsida, Zingiberales, Musaceae. The transcript has a single exon. The record is from RefSeq and is a predicted model, not a curated record. The coding region runs from base 1 to 444 and encodes 147 amino acids. Gene Ontology annotation, molecular function: cysteine-type endopeptidase inhibitor activity.